AUGGAGAACCUGUUGUGGCUUCUGUGUCUGUUUGUCGUGUGUGUGUGCGAGUGUUGGAGCAGUGGGGUGAAUGGACAGGAGGACUUCAUGCUCCUUGCUGGCCCCCUGAACAAACAGCUGGCGAAGAACUCAGACAGUGAGGUGAAUGAUGCUUUUGACUGCAGUCAGCCCAUACCUCCUGGUUCUAGACAGUACUUUGAGUACCUCCAGAGCAGAGGGGUGACCCACUUCAAGAUGCCACUGUCAUGGGCUCAGCUUCUUCCUACAGGCCUCCCCAGCCAGCCCCACCAGGCUGUGGUGACCUGUUACCAGACCCUGCUGAGACAGCUGCUGGAGUCAGGCCUUCAGCCUCUGGUUGUUCUUCAUGGCUCCACUGUGCCAGAGGCUCUGAGGUUACGGUAUGGAGGCUGGGAGAGCAAGGAGCUGGUGGACAUGUUUCAGCAGUACGCAGAGUUUGUGUUUGGGGAGUUUGGAAUGCUGGCACACUCAUGGGUGACACUGAGUGACUUAGGUGACGCUCGGCGUGAUUGGGAGCCUGUGGCUGAUCCCCGGCCUCUGCAAAAUAUCCUGCAGCUCCACAGGAACAUUUACAAGAUCUACCAUCAACAUUUUGGUGCAGAAGGGGGACGUCUGUCAAUUGGUUUGAGAGCUAGUGAUGUGGAAAUGAUUCCUCAGAUUAAAGAUUCAACGACAAUGGAUUUCUUGUCAGUCCACACUGAAUAUAACUGUGCCUCAGCAUCCAAUUUUGCAGAUGAGAUGAGGAGUUUACAGAUGUCCAGUGGGAACUUGCCAGUACUGAUAUACAAGAUGACAGCUCAUGAUUGUUCUUACAGUCAGUUCCAGCUCCUUGGCAAUUUCCUGCAAGUCCUGAACAACAAUGACCUGAACAUUGUGGGAUGUGACAUGAUGGACAUUCUGGGUAAGCUGGGCAUGCAGGAGGAUCAAUUCAGCGUUGCCGAAUACACAGAGAUGACAGAGUCCAGAAACAGUUAUCAGAAUGUGUGGCACAAGUUUGAGGCUCAGACUACAUUGGAGCGUGACCUUUUCCUCAAAGACUCUUUCCCUACAAACUUCCAAUGGGCCACCUCCAGUGAGUCCUUCAAGGUUGAAGGAGGCUGGUCAGAAUGGGGGAAGGGGGAGACCAUUUGGGAUCGCUUUGGUCAUGAAGGCCUGGCCUUUGCUAAUCAGACAGCUGAUCUAGCCUGUGACAGUUUCUACAAGGUGGACUAUGAUGUCUACCUCCUGCGAGGUCUCCAUGUCAACACCUACCAGUUCUCCAUCUCCUGGGCCCGUAUUUUCCCCUCAGGCCACAGAGGCAGCCAAUCAGAGAAAGGGGCUCUCUACUAUGACAAGCUGAUCAAUGCACUCAUUGAGUCUGGCAUACAACCUGUUGUCACUCUCUACCACUGGGAUCUGCCUCAARCACUCCAGGAUCAYGGUGGAUGGACCAACACUUCCAUUGUUGAAGCCUUCAAGGACUAUGCAGACUUCUGCUUCUCCAGGUUUGGAGACAGGGUCAAGACUUGGAACACAUUCAGUAGCCCCUGGGUGGUGAGCCAUGCUGGCUAUGGCACUGGUGAGCACCCCCCUGGAGUAAAGGAUUAUGUGGUUGCCUCCUAUCAGGCCACUCACAAUAUACUCAAGUCUCAUGCUGAGGCCUGGCAUGUCUACAAUGACAAGUACCGAAUGAAACAAGGAGGGAAAGUGGGCAUUGCAUURAAUUCUGACUGGGCUGAGCCCAUGGACCCCUCCAGACCUGAAGACAUAGCGGCUGCAGAUCGCUACCUGCAGUUCAUGCUGGGCUGGUUUGCACAUCCCAUAUUUGUAGAUGGAGAUUAUCCUGCAACACUCAGGACUCAAAUUGAAGAGAAAAGAAGAGUGUGUCCCAAUUCUGAGCCUGCAAGGCUUCCAGYUUUCACUCCUCAAGACAGAAAGAGGAUCCAUGGAACAGCAGACUUUUUAGGGUUAAACCAUUAUACCUCCCGGUUGGUMAACAACAGUGRUGGUGGCUGCACCCCUGGUCCUCAGGGAGUUGGUGAUUUCCAGGCUCAUGUGGAUCCAUCAUGGUCCUCUACAGCUUCUGACUGGAUAUAUUCAACACCAUGGGGCCUUCGAAGGCUUCUAAACUACAUUUCCACAGAAUACUUGAAUGUUACUAAAGUGCCUAUCCACAUAACUGGGAAUGGGAUGCCUASCGAGUACAGUGGGGACACUCUCAAUGAUACCAGCAGGAUAGAGUACAUGAGGAGUUACAUCAAUGAGGCCCUGAAAGCUAUACAACUGGAUGGCGUAAAUGUUCAGCGGUUUACUGUCCAGUCACUCAUGGAUGGUUUUGAGGGUCCACAAGGCUACAGUGAACGGUUUGGACUCCACCAUGUCAACUUUGAUCUACCCGACAGACCCAGGACUCCAAAGCAGUCUGCCUACUUUUACUCUGAAGUUAUCGAGAAAAAUGGUUUUGCUUCCAAAAAACUGUUCUUUCAUGCACCAGAUAAUGCAAAUACGAAGUCAAAUAAAGUUUCCUCAAUGCCACCUUCMACAGUCCCKUCACAAGCCAAGGGUGUCUGGAGGAAAUUCUCUAAWCAAACCAAUUUUCAGAGAAAACUCUACCACUAUGGUGUCUUCCCASAAGGCUUCAGGUGGGGAGUGUCAUCAUCAGCUUAYCAGAUUGAAGGUGGCUGGAAUGCAGAUGGAAAGAAGCCCAGCAUCUGGGAUACAUUCACCCACAAACCUGGCAAUAUUCCUGGUAAUCCUAAUGGAGAUGUGGCCUGUGACAGUUACCACAGACUUGAUGAAGACCUCUACAUGCUGCGAGCUCUGAUGGUGAAGUCAUACAGAUUCUCUCUGUCCUGGUCCAGGAUMUUUCCUGAUGGUCGGCGUACCUCCCUGAACCAGAAURGUGUUGAUUACUACAAUAGACUCAUUGAUGGUCUCUUAGCCUAUAACAUUACCCCCAUGGUGACACUCUAUCACUGGGACCUCCCUCAAGCUUUGCAGGACAUUGGUGGAUGGGACAAUGUAAACAUGAUURAUAUAUUUAAUGACUUUUSUGACUUCUGCUUUAACAMGUUUGGAGACAGAGUAAAGUUUUGGAUGACCUUCAACCAGCCUCAAACAAUUGCAUGGUCAGGAUAUGGACUUGGACAGAUUCCGCCAAAUGUUAAAAAUCCAGGAAUUGCACCAUACAGAGUUGCACACAACCUGAUUAAAGCUCAUGCCAAGGCCUACCACACAUAUGAUGAUAAGUAUCGGACAUCCCAAGGUGGUCUAGUGUCCAUUGCCCUCAAUGCUGAUUGGAUAGAACCUCAAGAUGUUACGGUUCCCAGAGAAGUGGUGGCWGCUGACCGUGCUCUGCAGUUUCAACUGGGCUGGUUUGCGCACCCUAUUUUCAAGAAUGGUGACUAUCCUGAUGCAAUGAAGUGGCAAGUUGGAAACAAAAGUGAACUCCAAGGUCUUUCAGAGUCAAGACUUCCUUCCUUYACUGAAGAAGAAAAGAGCUUCAUCAGGGGAACUGCUGACAUGUUCUGCGUAAAUCACUACACCACAAGGAUUGCAAGCCACGCUACAUUGAGGCUCACACCUCAUUCUUAUGAAUAUGACAGAGAUUUGUCAGAAGCAGAGGAAAGUGAUUCACCAACUACAGCCGUCGGUAACCAGAGAGCUGUUGCCUGGGGUUUGAGAAGACUCCUCAACUGGAUCAAAGAAGAGUAUGGAGAUCCAGAGAUUUACAUUACUGAGAAUGGAGCAGCUACGGGAUCAACGACAACUUGGGAUGACUCUGCUAGAGUAUUUUAUUUCAAGACCUAUAUUGACGAGGCUCUUAAAGCCCAUGACCUAGAUGGUGUGAAGGUGAAAGGAUAUGUAGCAACAUCUCUCAUGGAUUCUUUUGAGUGGCUUUAUGGGUACAGAAUUGGAUUUGGGUUACACCAUGUGGACUUCACCAACCCAAACCGGCCAAGGACACCCAAGUACUCAGCUCAUUUCUACUACCAAGUCAUUAAGGACAAUGGUUUUCCUACGCCAGAUGAUGAUAAGAUGAUUUAUGGACAUUUCCACAAGGAUUUCAUUUGGAGUACUGCAACAGCAUCAUACCAGAUUGAAGGGGGGUGGAGAGCAGAUGGAAAAGGCCUCAGCAUUUGGGACAAGUUUGCUCACACUCCUCUCCGAGUGUUUAAUGAUGACAAUGGGGACAUAGCAUGCAACAGUUACAAUAAAGUUGAAGAGGAUGUUGCUAUAUUGAGGGAACUUAAAGUGACUCAUUAUCGGUUCUCCAUAUCAUGGUCAAGGGUGCUUCCUGAUGGCACCACCAAGCACAUCAAUGAGGCUGGACUCAACUACUACCAUAGACUGGUGGAUGCACUGCUUGCUGCAAACAUCCAACCUCAUAUCACUCUCUUCCACUGGGACCUUCCACAAGCACUGCAGGAUAUUGGGGGCUGGGAGAACGAAACUAUUAUUGUCAAAUUCAGAGACUAUGCAGACCUCAUCUUCAGUCGUCUUGGUCACAAAGUAAAAUUUUGGAUCACUAUAAAUGAGCCAUACAAUGUCGCCAAUGUAGGCCAUGGCUAUGGAGCAGCUGCCCCAGGGAUCAGUUUCCGACCAGGUACUUUGCCCUAUAUUGUGGGUCACAACCUGCUUAAAGCUCAUGCUGAAGCCUGGCACCUCUACAAUGACAAGUACCGAGCCAAACAGAAAGGAAUUAUCUCUAUCACUAUAAACUCUGACUGGUCAGAACCCAGAAAUCCCUACAAGCAGGAGGAUAUUGAUGCUGCAAGACGCGUGGUGCAGUUUUACAUUGGCUGGUUUGCCCAUCCUGUAUUUAAUGGAGACUACAGCAAUAUGAUGAAGACAAUCAUUCGAGAGCGAAGCUUAGCAGCUGGUCUGCCAAAAUCACGGCUACCUGAGUUCUCUCCUGAGGAGAUUAAGAGAAUUAAGGGUACCUAUGAUUAUUUUGGGUUCAACCAUUACACCACUGUGCUGGCGUUCCCUGUGGAUUAUGGAAACCUUCAGCACUAUGAUGCUGAUAGGGGUGCAGGGACCAUCGCUGAUCGCACCUGGCUGGAUUCAGGUUCAUCUUGGCUGAAGGUGUCACCAUUUGGAUUUAGGAGGAUUUUAAACUUUAUUAAGGAGGAGUAUGGGAAUCCACCUAUUAUCAUUACUGAGAAUGGCAUUUCAGAGCGAGGGCCUAUUGACCUGAAUGAUAUUCACAGGAGCUACUACUAUGAAAAAUACAUCAACCAGGUGCUGAAAGCCAACUUGCUGGAUGGUGUGGAUAUCCGGGGUUACACAGCUUGGUCGCUGAUGGACAACCUAGAAUGGGCAACUGGCUUUUCAGAGAGAUUUGGCCUUUUCUAUGUCAAUCAGUCAGACCCUGAGCUUUCUCGUGUGGCCAAGUCCUCUGUUGCCGUCUAUUCCACUAUCAUCAACUGCAACGGAUUCCCUGACCCAACCUCAGGGCCCCAUGAGUGUUUGAACCCUGUGCCUGAAGGGACGAGUGCUCCGAUCACUGAUGACACGGUGAAAUUCCUGGGUAUGAAUCUUUCUACCAGUGACGCUGAGACUGGACUCAAUGUCACAUUUGCUCUCCUGGUUGUUGCAGUGUUUGGGGCUAUGUGUUCAUCUUUUUGCUUCUUUAGGGCAAAAAAAACAAUCUAAGACAAUUGUCAAAAUACCUGCAUGUUAAUAAAGUAGAAGUUGAAAUAUGUUUAGAUAUUUAUAGCAGGCUUUUAAAAGGCUAUGAUCUUGUCAUGAAAACAUGAUUAAACAAAUGUAUUUUAUUUUGCUGUAAUUCAAUAAUAUAUCUAAUAUCUUACUGCUGCUCUCACUACUCAAUUAUGAAUCUCCAAUUAUUUGACUCUCUGCUAAACUGAUCCUGAACACACUGAAUCUCAUAACAUCUGGCUGUGAGUCUGUUUUUAUGGCAGCUCGGUUAAAAAUAUUUUGUAUCCAUCGUUUGUGGAUGAUUCAAUCAUUUAAGAAAUAAA
Paralichthys olivaceus (Japanese flounder) is the source of this 5984-nucleotide messenger RNA. Its product is annotated as lactase/phlorizin hydrolase-like. Gene Ontology annotation, molecular function: beta-glucosidase activity. Lineage: Eukaryota; Metazoa; Chordata; Actinopteri; Pleuronectiformes; Paralichthyidae. The record is from RefSeq and is a predicted model, not a curated record. Gene Ontology annotation, biological process: carbohydrate metabolic process.